Messenger RNA from Suillus subaureus, 918 nucleotides. RefSeq lists its product as uncharacterized. The transcript has 4 exons. The record is from RefSeq and is a predicted model, not a curated record. Lineage: Eukaryota; Fungi; Basidiomycota; Agaricomycetes; Boletales; Suillaceae. The coding region runs from base 1 to 918 and encodes 305 amino acids.
AUGAGACCCAGAGGGUCUCCACCCUCUCUUCCGUUUCUCAAUCUCUUCCCAUGGUCAUCACGGAACAAGAACAUCGCACUACCGCAUUCCAAACACUACUACGCCACCGAAAGUCCAAAACACGAUGAUGGCAAACCGUCAUGGAUUCACACUCUUGUACUUGGAUUUUCAUCAUGGAUACAUUCGCAUAGAGAUACUACACCAUCCAAGCCUACCCAAAGUUCAGGAAGCGGGACGAAUCGGUGGGUUCACUAUACCGCACUUGGGUUAUGGAGAGAUGCUUCGCAGGACCAAAUCAAACAAAGGUAUUACGAGCUGAGCAAGAAACACCAUCCUGACGUCUCUCAAGAUUCAAGUUCUCCCGAAAUUUUCAAAAAGGUUACGGAGGCUUAUGCUGUACUUGGAAAGAAAAAGACCCGACGGAAAUACGAUCAAUACGAGCAGUUGCAUUCUGCUCUUAUCACGGGACUGCGAGAGGGGCAAGUGCCCUCGUCUUCACCCCGGCCGCUUGAUCCCACUUUCUGGGAUCCAGUAAAGUCAGGCUCAUCGACGACGUUAUAUCGCCCGCCUGCUGGAUACUGGACGGCAAUGAACAAGAUCACGCGAGAGAGGGAGAAGGAGAAGUUGAAAGCUCAAGCAGCUUCGUCCUCUCCCCAGAAAGCCAUGCCUCAUGACAGACCAGAAGAAAAUGAGACUAAAGUUCGGUUAAGCGAAUUCAAACUGAAAGUAAUAAUUGCAUUCUCUGUGGUAUUCACAGUGGUACUUGUCGAUCGGGGAGUCGGGAGCUUACUUGGAUAUACCAGGGCCUUGCUGGUGCAAUUACUGCAAGACAACAGUGAGAGUGAAAGCGGUGCAUCACAGGGACGCAUAGAAGACCCUACAUCACAAACUACUGAUGCCUGCACCGAUGGACAGUAG